AUGCUCCGAAACGGCCUCCGAGCGUCGCAGCGACACCUCCAAAGCGGUCUCGCAGACAACACCGUCGUGGUGCUCGACUCGUGUCGAACUCCCUUCACCAAGUCCUCCACCGCGUACUCGAACCUUAUGCCACACGACAUGCUUCGGGCGGCCGUUUCCCAAACCAUCCAGCGAUCUGGCAUCGACGGCAACGAAAUCGACUACGCCGUCGGCGGCACCGUCAUCGCCGAGGUCAAAACCUCGAAUGUGAUGCGUGAAGCUUGUCUUGGCGCUGGUUUGCCCCAGUCGCUUCCCGCUCAUACUGUUACCAUGGCUUGUAUUUCAUCAAGUCAGGCUGUUACCACUGGGAUCGGUCAUAUUAUGUCAGGCGCCGGGGAAGUUGUUAUCUGUGGUGGAGUUGAGACGAUGUCUGACGUUCCAAUUCGACAUGCCAAGGCGAUGCGACAACAUCUCCUUCGCAACCAGCGAAUGCUCUCCAAGGGCCCCAAGGGCGUCAUCAACUUUUUGAAGCCCGUCUUCAAGGCUCCUGGAAAAUUCUUGGCCCCUGAGCCACCAGCAAUCUCUGAAUUCUCUACUGGAGAAAUCAUGGGUCACUCUGCAGAUCGACUCGCUUCUGCGUGGGGUGUUUCCCGAGCUGAUCAAGAUGCUUUUGCCAUCAGAUCGCACACCAACGCAUUCAAGGCUAGCGAGGCUGGCCUUCUUUCCGAUGUUUUUGAGUACCACAUUCCCGGCGGUGAGACCAUCUCCAAGGAUAACGGUAUCCAGGUCAACACUCCCGAAAAACUCGCCGGCCUCCGAGCUGCCUUUGUCAAGCCCCACGGAACUGUUACUGCUGGUAAUUCUUCUUACUUGACAGACGGAGCUUCUGCUUGCAUCCUUUCGUCUCACAAGAAAGCCCAGGAAAUGGGACUUGGAGGAAAGGCCAUCCUCCGUGAUUACAUGUACGUUGCCAUCGACCCCAAGGACCAGCUCCUCCUCGGCCCUGCCUACGGCAUCGCUCGACUUUUGGAGAGAUCUGGACUCAAGCCAUCCGACAUCGAUGUUUGGGAAAUUCACGAAGCCUUCGCCGGUCAGGUUCUUGCCAACUUGGAAGCGCUCAAGGACGAUAAGUUCUGCCGAGAACGAAUGGGUGUCAAAGGCGCCGUUGGAGAGCUUCCUAUGGACAAGCUCAACAACUGGGGAGGAUCUCUCUCAAUGGGACAUCCCUUCGGAGCCACUGGCAUUCGACUCGUUUCUCACUGUGCAAACCGACUGAAGCACGAAGACGGCCAGUACGCCAUGAUUGCCGCCUGCGCCGCCGGUGGACACGCAUUUGCUGGUAUUGUUGAGCGUCAUCCCGAUUAUUAA
Molecule: messenger RNA, 1347 nt
Organism: Oikopleura dioica
Lineage: Eukaryota; Metazoa; Chordata; Appendicularia; Copelata; Oikopleuridae
Source: the annotation of a GenBank genome assembly